ACCAAGUAUAAAACGUUCGCGGGGAGUACAACUGCAUCAGUCAAUAUUCCGAAGCCAACAGCAUCCAAGUAAAUCAACAUGAUCGCUUACACAACAGUGAUUCUCAUGCUAACCGCGCUCGCGGCCGGACGUCCCUCGGACGGCUGGGAGACAGAAGGCCAGACGCACUCGGAGCACACAAAACCGUACCACGUGACAGUGGUAAAGAAGAUCGGCGUCCCCAUACCCCACCCGGUGGCGGUGUCUGUCCCACAGUAUGUGAAGGUGCCGAUACCUCAACCCUACCCUGUGCAUGUUACUGUGGAACAACCGAUUCAUGUGCCGGUUUAUAAGGUCGUACCACAAAUCAUAGAAAAACCGGUACCGUACACGGUAGAAAAGCCCGUGCCCUAUGAAGUCGAGAAGCCCUACCCGGUGGAGGUUGAGAAGAAGGUCGAAGUACCGAUCCCUAAGCCCUACCCCGUCCACGUACCAGUGUACAAACACAUCUACCACCACAAGGGAAAGCACUAAACCCGUUUGAUGCUCUAGAAUUUUAGAUAUAUAGUACAAAAAUUAAUGUCUAUGAUUAGUCUGUUCUAAAACAAAUAGUUCAAUUUGUGGAGAUAGUGAUAUAACUGUCUUCCAAUUGUAUAGAAAGCUAAGUGCGAUCAGCAAGCUUAAAAUUAGUCUCUUCUCUUAUUGGCAUAGCGCACAUAUAUAGUGUAAAUAAUACUGGAGCCAAUUUAACAUUUUUGCAAUUAUUGUCUAUUAAUUUGUUUCGCUUAUUAUUAAAAGCCAUAGAUAUUUUAGGGUACAAACGGUUCGGUCGGCCAAAGCUCGCGCUGUGAGCUCGCCGCUUUCGGUAUUUCCCGGGUGAAACCGGUAGAUACCGG
Messenger RNA from Zerene cesonia (dogface butterfly), 875 nucleotides. It is a transcript of the gene CPH33, whose product is annotated as proline-rich protein 4-like. NCBI's taxonomy places the organism in Eukaryota, Metazoa, Arthropoda, Insecta, Lepidoptera, Pieridae. The record is from RefSeq and is a predicted model, not a curated record. The transcript has 3 exons. Bases 79 to 513 code for a protein of 144 amino acids.